Penicillium paradoxum is the source of this 1041-nucleotide messenger RNA. Its product is annotated as CIA30 family protein. Gene Ontology annotation, biological process: mitochondrial respiratory chain complex I assembly; mitochondrial electron transport, NADH to ubiquinone. Gene Ontology annotation, cellular component: mitochondrion. The transcript has 3 exons. NCBI's taxonomy places the organism in Eukaryota, Fungi, Ascomycota, Eurotiomycetes, Eurotiales, Aspergillaceae. The record is from RefSeq and is a predicted model, not a curated record. Bases 1 to 1041 code for a protein of 346 amino acids.
AUGUUCCAUCCCACCCGCCGAUUAGCCCAGGGCGGGUUCUUCAGACGAAGUGCCGAUGAAUUCGGCCGUCUAUCAAAGAUUGCCUGGAACACAGAAGCCCUGCACACCCCUACCAAACCUUAUACCCUCCUCAAUUUCGAAGAUGAAAGCACCGUGACAGGAUGCAAGACCAUGGCCGACCGUGCCGUCGGAGGCUUCAGCACAGCCACCCUAGACUUCGAACCCGCCGAACCUUCCUCGAAUACUCCCUCGCAUGCUCGCUUCCACGGUAGCAUCUCAACUAAACUUCCAGAUAAUUGGCGCGUUGAAAGGACCGGCUACGCCGCGUUCCGCAACCAAGACCGGGGCUACUGGCUCUUCGGCAAGCUUUUCUGGGAUGUCGAUCCCUAUGCGUAUCUCGCGCUGCGCAUCAAGUCCGAUGGCCGGCGAUACACCGUUAACGUGCAGACCGAUGCCGUUGUCGAGACCGAUAUCCACCAACACAGAUUAUACACGCGACACCACCGUGUGCGCGACGCAGAAGCCACCUCCGAGGAUGCAUAUAGCUUCCAGGCUGACACACCCGAUGCCGCUGAGGAUUUGUAUCCAGGCGGCAUGCCUGCCGCGCUCUCAGACGUCCCGCCCGAAUCGACAAUCAUUUCAACCUUUACCAGCACAACGACUUCGGGCACGGAUGGGUGGGAGACCGUACUAUUGCCAUUCAACUCGUUUGUACGAACGAACCACGGAUUCGUUAUUGAGCCACAGACCUCUUUGACUCGGCAGCGGGUUAAGAGUAUUGGUAUUGGUCUCACGGACCGUGUUGAGGGACCCUUUGAUCUGCGCAUUCACAAGAUCUGGGCGACGAAUGGAAUUAGUGAGGCGGAGGUUGAAGAGGAGCGUCGCAUUUGUGGGGCUAACGCGCUGCCUCUUGAUGAGGGUGUCCAGUCUGGUUGGACUGAUACGCCCAAGCAAACUCCCAUUAAGAAAGAGAACAAGCAGCAGACCCGGGAUUCAAAUGCCAAAGGUCUCAAGGGCUUGAAGUCUGAGUGGGAGGAAUAA